Glycine soja is the source of this 1497-nucleotide messenger RNA. RefSeq names its product fasciclin-like arabinogalactan protein 2. The transcript has a single exon. The record is from RefSeq and is a predicted model, not a curated record. Bases 35 to 1255 code for a protein of 406 amino acids. Gene Ontology annotation, cellular component: plasma membrane. NCBI's taxonomy places the organism in Eukaryota, Viridiplantae, Streptophyta, Magnoliopsida, Fabales, Fabaceae.
CUCCUCUCUUCUCUACUCUCUGCUUUCAAACAAAAUGAACAACCUCUUCUUUCUCUUCUUCUUCCUCUUCUUAGCCUCCGCCGCCGCCAGCGUCCCCGCCCACAACAUCACCCGCAUGCUUGCCAAACACCCCGGCUUCUCCACCUUCAACCACUAUCUCUCCCUCACCCACCUCGCCGAAGAGAUCAACCGCCGCCAGACCAUCACCGUCCUGGCCCUCGACAAUGCCGCCAUGUCCUCCCUCCUCGACAAGCACCUCUCCCUCCCCACCAUCAAAAACGUCCUCUCCCUCCACGUCCUCGUCGACUACUUCGGCGCCAAAAAGCUCCACCAGAUCAACAACAGCACCACCCUCGUCUCCUCCAUGUUCCAGGCCACCGGCUCAGCCUCCGGCACCGCCGGCUACGUCAACAUCACCAACCUCAAGGCCGGCAAGGUCGGCUUCGCCGCCGAAGACAACGACGGCUCCCUCCACUCCUUCUACGUCAAAUCCGUCCAGGAAAUGCCCUACUACAUCUCCGUCCUCCAAAUCAGCGCCGCCAUAAGCUCCGCCGACGCCGAGGCCCCCACCGCCGCACCCUCCGCCAUCGAUCUGAUCUCCAUUAUGUCCAAACAAGGCUGCAAGGCAUUCGCGGACCUUUUAAGAGGCUCCAAAGCGCUUCCGGCUUUCAAGGAAAACGUUGACGGGGGCUUAACGGUUUUCUGCCCCACCGACAGCGCCAUCAGCGGUUUCGCGCCAAAGUACAAGAACCUCACAGAAGCUCAGAAGGUUUCGCUUCUGUUGUACCACGCGACUCCCGUAUACGAGUCCCUGCAGAUGCUGAAAUCGAGCAACGGAAUCAUGAACACUCUGGCCACAGAGGGAGCGAACAAGUACGACUUCACAGUGAAGAGUGAAGGGGAAGACGUGAGUCUGAAGACUAAAGUCAACACCGCAAGCAUAGUAGGGACAUUGAUAGAUCAAGAUCCAUUCGUGGCAUAUAAGAUAAACAGGGUGUUGAUGCCGAGAGAGUUGUUCAAGGCCAGCGACGCCCUAGACCAAGCACCUGCGGAAUCCCCUAAGCCUGCCAAGAAGAAGAAGAAUGCUAAGAAGGGAAGCGAAGAUUCCGAUGCGGCGGAUGCACCGGCGGACGGACCAUCCGACGACUCGGAAGAUCAGAAGGCUGCCGAUCAGGACAGCAACGGAGUCAGCGGAUUGCACGUGAGAUUGGUCAUGGUCUUGUUCGGUUUAAUUAUGGGUUUUUUGGUUCUAUGAUAUCAUGUCGCUAGUAUACAGCUCAAAGCCUCAAAGAUUCUUUUCUUUUUCUCUAUAUGUCAACCAAAUAAAACGGUGCCACCGACAUCUGUACCUAUUUAUUGUUUCUUUGUUUUCAGUGUGGGUAGAUCCGGUUUGUGCUACCUGCCAGCUGGGAUCUGCAUGUGUGCAUAUAAACACUUUUCAAUUCAUUAGAUUUAGAUAUUAAUUAAUAUUGCCCUCUCAUGUUUUAUUGGUAUUCU